GGAGGAGCGGGGCGGGAAGGGGAGGAUGCUGCGGCCGCCGCGGGGCGAGGCGGCGGCAGCGGCGGCAGGAGUGUCGGUACUUGGCGGCGUAGAGGAUGCGGCGGCGGUGGUGUCGGCAGCAGCAGGCGGAGGAGCGGGGAGCGAUGCGGUGCUGCGCGGCGGGGCCGUGGCCGCACAGCGCCCUCACCACGCUCCUGCUGACAGCUUUUUUGCUAAGCUCUGCUGAUGGCAAUAAUGGAACUGUUAACUGGACGACUAAGCGAGCCCACAGUUAUGUUAUCAGCAGAAUAAAGGCUGUUCAGAAGAAUGUGUACACAAUUCUGUCUAAGGUGCACUCUGAUCGGAAUGUAUACCCUUCUGCUGGAGUUCUGUUUGUUCAUGUUUUGGAGAGAGAAUACUUUAAGGGGGAAUUUCCUCCAUACCCAAAGCCUGGUGAAAUAAGUAAUGAUCCUAUAACAUUUAACACCAAUUUAAUGGGUUACCCUGACAGACCUGGAUGGCUGCGCUACAUACAAAGGACACCAUACAGUGAUGGAGUGCUGUAUGGCUCACCCACUGUGGAAAACGUGGGCAAGCCAACCAUCAUUGAGAUCACUGCAUAUAACAGGCGUACCUUUGAAACAGCAAGACACAAUUUGAUCAUUAAUAUAAUGUCAGCAGAAGAUUUUCCUUUACCAUAUCAAGCGGAGUUCUUCAUAAGGAAUAUGAAUGUAGAAGAAAUGCUGGCAAGUGAAGUUCUUGGUGACUUCCUCGGAGCAGUGAAAAAUGUAUGGCAGCCAGAACGCUUGAAUGCUAUAAACAUAACUUCAGCCCUUGACAGGGGAGGGAGAGUUCCACUUCCCAUUAAUGACAUGAAAGAGGGUGUGUAUGUGAUGGUGGGGGCAGAUGUUCCUUUCUCUUCGUGUUUACGAGAAGUGGAAAACCCACAAAAUCAGCUGAGGUGCAGUCAAGAAAUGGAGCCUGUAAUAACCUGUGAUAAAAAAUUUCGUACUCAAUUCCAUAUUGACUGGUGUAAAAUCUCUCUGGUUGACAAUACAAAGCAAGUUUCCACCUUUCAGGAAGUGAUUCGUGGAGAGGGAAUAUUACCUGAUGGUGGAGAAUACAAGCCCCCUUCUGAUACGCUGAAAAGCAGAGACUAUUACUCGGAUUUCCUAAUUACACUGGCAGUGCCCUCGGCAAUAGCACUGGUGCUUUUUCUAAUACUUGCUUAUAUCAUGUGCUGCCGACGGGAAGGAGUGGAAAAGAGAAACAUGCAAACACCAGACAUCCAGCUGGUGCACCACAGCGCUAUACAGAAAUCGACCAAAGAGCUUCGGGACAUGUCCAAGAACAGGGAGAUGGCGUGGCCGCUCUCCACGCUGCCCGUGUUCCACCCGGUGACGGGCGAGCUGGUCCCGCCGCUGCACGCCGACACCUACGACAACACCAGCAUGCCCCUCAUGCAGACACAGCAGAACCUGCCACAUCAGACUCAGAUUCCACAGCAGCAGAGUGCAGGUAAAUGGCAUUCCUGAGGAGAGGAAGCUGACAGAAGCCAUCCAUCUGUAAUCACAGGCGGCAGCAGCACACUGACUGUCUCCCUCCUCCUUUGUUCUGGUCGAUGCAUGAGUUCUCUGGUGUCCAUUGUGCAUGCCCACAGUGUUCUGAUGCUGUCAGUGCCAGGGGUACAAUCACCUCCACAUCACUGAUGUACUGUAGCCUUUUGUACUCGGGACAUUUUGGACAAUUUGUAAACAAUGAUGACUUUUUAUAUUUGUUACAUUCAGAAAGUAAUCUUUAAUGUGUAUACACACACAUAUAUACGUCUGUGUAUACAUAUAUAUAUAUGUCUUAUUAAAUAUCAAGCUUUAUUCUGUCUUGUGAUCUCUCCUGAAAGUUUUAACAGGGAAAUCAGAACUUCAGAGAUUCAAGGGAUUUCAGAGUGUUAAUGGGAUGAUGUGAUUGCCUAACAUUUGCACAACAAAAGCAGCAGUAUAAAAGCAUGAAAACUUGUGCAAGGUGAUGAGGCUCAGAAAGAGUGUUGCACAUCUAUUAGGCAGUAAUUUUUAGAGAUUACCAAAUAUAAUGAGCAAAGUUAUUUUUGAAAAAGAAAUAAAGAAUACCCCCCCCCCCCCCCCCGAGAAAAUAACUAAAACUACUCAUGAUAAAAAUUGGAUUUCUGUUCUUUUACCAGAUAAUUAUGCUAUUUCAAAACUUGAAAGCAAUAAAGCAUUUAAAAUCUGUCCAUUCAUUCAUCUGGUUAUGUUAGAAGAAACUGUUGUAGGCAAAAAAUUAAUGUCUGCAAAUAAGCAUGGGUUUAAUUUGGUACAGUAUACCUGGACAAACACUCUUUAAUUUUUUUUUUGUGAUAUUCCCAAUAACCAGACCCAGUGCUGUUUAUUUUUUAUAUCCUCCACAUUUUUUUCUUUUUGGAGCACAAACUGUUGUGGGAGAAUUAUGUAUCCAGUAAACCAGGGAUUAUAUUUUCACAUCUUAGAAAGGACUUAACUGAAGGAAUACUGUGCUGGGAGGUGGUUUCUUUGAGAGGCAUCUGUCCAUGCAGCUGAAAGCUGAGUAGUAGAUGGACUUGGCUAAAAGGAUCUGAACUGGGGUUUCCAUGGUUUUCCAUAGACAACUAUAACUCAUCCACUGACACUUUUCACCAGAUUUUAAAUUAAUUUCUGAUGCAAUUUUAAAUCUUCAUCUUUAAGGACAUCACACAGGACUUCAGGGUCUGCAGCUGUAAGAGCUGACACCAAGAGUUCUUGGGGUUUUACCUCAAAGCAUGGUAUUUUUUUAAGCUGACACUUACACUUUGUUUUUUUUUUCUGUAAUAUUUUCUCUUUCAGAAGCUGUGUGCUCAUCAGGACAUUGCAUUGUAAGCAGAAAACUGCGUCUGCUUUAAAAUUGCUAAGUGCUGGCUACAUUUCCUUAGCUGAGGUUCCUGAAGUCUCUGCUAAGAGAAAUUUGAGUAAUUUUGGAAUUUAAGACUGAGGAUAAAAGGAAUCUGUAAAAUGAGGUCAUUUUGUAAAAAGACCAAAAUAGUUGCUCUUGUUUUUGUGGGUUUUGGUUUGUUUUGUGGUUUUCUUUUCUCUUUUUACAGUUAUGACCCAGUUCUGUCAAAACACAGAACCUUAAUUUACAUUAAUUUUUAAGCAUCAGUGAUGUGUUUGUAGGCUCAGACCUGACUGCAGGAUCUCAGCAGAUAGAACAAGUCCUGAGCAGCUUUUUAGACUGAUUUUGAGCACCAACUACGGUAACUAUGGCAGCACAGUACAUAAGCAGUGCUCAGUACGUGGUUCCUACUUGUACAGUGUCAAAGCUUCAGUCUCAGCUGGCAAAGCUGCUCUGCACUCUCAGCACAGCCCACAGGCCGUGGCAGCACAUCCUGCCGGUGGUUGUUAGGCCAGGAGAGAUAGCUCAAGAUACAGGCAUUCAAGCUGAGAAACUAAAGGCAGUUGCUGAAACAGUGGAAUAAAGAGCCAUUCCUACUCACUUUCCAAGUGGCAUCCAUCAUGCCUUCCUACCUCAUCCCAAAGAUGUCAGGGAAGAGACGUCACUACUCACUCGGCCUCCUCAGAGACAGCCCCUCUUCCUUCCAGGAGCUUGGCUGGUUAUCGGUGCAGAGUGAAUCACAAAGCUGCACCUGAGGUCUAUAGUAAAUUAAACAUUUUCACCUCUUACCCGAGCUGUAAAAAAAAUCAAGUACAAUCAGCAUUUGGAUGCUAUUAGUUUAUACUACUAUUUUCAAAUGUAUCAGCGGUCAGUGUUUUGAAACCAAAAUGAAUGGAAUGGAUUUUAAAUAAUUUUUAAUGCAACGUAAGAUUAAACUUUGUAAAUAGUUCUGGGUGUGGAUCAUAGUAAUUUCUGUAACUCCAGGAUGACAUGACAAUCAAUGGAUCUACCAGUAGAGCUGCUCCCACCUUAUUUGUAUUAAUGUAACAGUGCCAAUAUAUUUAAGGAAAUAAACUGUUACAUAUAUGCAUAAAAAUCAGUUUGUAGCAGUGGAGGCUCCAGCUAUUUUGGAAAGAAACUAAUUAUGUAAGUCACUCGGAUAUUAAGAAUAUCUGAACUAUUUUAUGAUUGAAAUCUUCAUUUAUCUGAGGUAAGUUUAAUAACAAAUUAUUUAUUUUUACUUAUUAAAACAAUUACUUUGAAAGCAUAGAUUUAUAAAGCUGGUUGAAGACACUUAAUGGCUAAAGAAUUAGUAAUAAUUAAGACAGUAAAUUCACAGCCUCUUAACAUUAUAUGAUGGCAAUAUGAAUUGAUAUUGUAUUAAGUUGAAACCAAAUUAAACAGAAAGCCCUGCACAUCUCUUUGUACAUACAUGAAAUGUAUAAUCUAAUAAAAUGGAAAACACAAAAGUA
This is a messenger RNA of Prinia subflava (tawny-flanked prinia), 4346 nucleotides long. RefSeq names its product sarcoglycan epsilon (gene SGCE). The transcript has 12 exons. Bases 96 to 1514 code for a protein of 472 amino acids. Gene Ontology annotation, cellular component: membrane; sarcoglycan complex. The record is from RefSeq and is a predicted model, not a curated record. Lineage: Eukaryota; Metazoa; Chordata; Aves; Passeriformes; Cisticolidae.